AAUUUCUGUUAAUUGGAAUUGGACCUUUACAGUUAGUAUAUAAGGAAACCGAGAUGCAUUUGUAACUCAAAAUUGAUUUCAAAGACAGUCAGUAAUAAUAAACAUAAAAAAAUAAAUAUGAAAUUCUUUGCUUUUUUACUUUUGACUGUUUUGGCUGUUGCCACUGUCUCUGCUAAUCGAAAAUGUGAACCUGGUUCAUCAUUUAUGAUAAAAUGUAAUUUCUGCUUUUGUUCUGAUGAUGGAACUCAAAUAGCAUGUACCAAAAUGCUUUGCCCACCAAGUCCUACGUCACCAUGGGGUCCACUUUAUAUCCCUGGAACACCUUGUCCAGCUCAAGUUUUCUACAGUGAAUGCAAUCAAUGUAUUUGCGGUGAAGAUGGAAAAUCUGCAGCUUGUACUUUGAUGCUAUGUGACGCUUUUCAACCAUAGAUAAAUUAUCAUAUAUAAAUAAUUACGAAUAUUCAUACUAAAUUUCAAGUUCGAAAAAAAACAAAAAAUUAUAUACAUAUAUGUAAUGCAAAAAAGUUAAUAGUGAUAAAUAAAAAAAUAAUCAAAGUUUA
Molecule: messenger RNA, 560 nt
Organism: Leptopilina boulardi
Lineage: Eukaryota; Metazoa; Arthropoda; Insecta; Hymenoptera; Figitidae
Product: protease inhibitors-like
Exons: 3
Coding region: 118-429 (103 amino acids)
Molecular function (GO): peptidase inhibitor activity
Source: RefSeq, a predicted model, not a curated record